Molecule: messenger RNA, 2154 nt
Organism: Penicillium canariense
Lineage: Eukaryota; Fungi; Ascomycota; Eurotiomycetes; Eurotiales; Aspergillaceae
Exons: 3
Coding region: 1-2154 (717 amino acids)
Source: RefSeq, a predicted model, not a curated record
AUGGGCAGGUCGUCGCCUCCAUUCAUUUACGAUCAUCCUUCCACCUACAACUUCUAUGGCCCAACCGACCCCGGCUUUAACCCCAAAGCCGUGACGGAGGCGAGCCGGACUCGUCCCCCGCCCAGGCCCAAGCCCGAGGGCCCGUUGGUGAAUAUCAACCGACAUCCCGACUCGUGGGGUAGCCUCGAUGUAAAGCCAACCUGGACACCGAUGAGUCCCAAAACAAAGGUCAGAGUCACAUAUGCGCGACGCACACAAUUGGGUUUGCGAAUAAUCGCCCUACUCGGGGCACUUGGGUCCCUAUUCUGCUCCAUUGUGAUCACAAAUAUUGCGACGACCGUCAUUUGGAUCAUUCGGGCUGGCCCCAUUGUGGCAAUUCUGCAUACCAUCUAUGCCAUUUACCAUCUCGGUCGAUCUCCAAUUACUCGGCCUCCCGCUUCACAAGCUAGCUACGGGCUCUUCGCCUCCACCCUCGACGCGGGGCUCAUUCCGUUCUACGUGUUUACCGCCUUCAUGGCCCAUGGGGAAUACACCAUCGAUGCCUACUAUUGGGGCACCUUAUUUGACAAAAGCGAUGUGACCGUUCAGGUGGCCAAAGCCACAUUUAUAUGCGCCCUCGCCAAUGGUGGCUUGCACCUGGUAUCUCUUCCUCUAUCGAUCUUCUUGGCGGUUAUGUUCCGUAAGAUCUCUCAUCUGCCUCCAGAUAUGAACCCAUUGGAAGACAACUUGACUGCUCGCCCUCGCAAGAGUCGCCGGGAGAUUGAUGUGGAUAAGAAGCAUAUGAGCUCCUCUACGCUGAAUUCGAGCCUCGAUGCCCCGCUCAUUGGUUCUCCUCGCUCUGUGCCAUUCAUGCAUACGCGUGGCCAGUCCUCGGCUGGUGACUCUAACCGUGGAUCAAUGGACAUGAUUAACGAGAAGUUUCAGUCUCGGGAAUCUGUUCGGCCGCACCGGUUGUCUCACAUGGAGCUCUCAGGUCCGGAGAUGCUGUUCCAGCAUCCUGCCAGCCAGCCUUAUGAUAUCACCUCCCAGACUCCGGCCCCUGAAUACCGCAACGUGGCUAUGCAUUCGCCUGAAAUUGUGGACCCCGGCACUCACACCCUCCACUUGGUACCUCGCACUGCAGAUAGAUCGCACUCGGUGAGCUCCGUGUCUGAUAACUGGGUUGCCUACUCCGAUCGUUCGCAAUCCCCCAUAAGCGACGUCAACAAUGAGAAUGCUGCCGCUCUUCGUCAGUCAUCGUCAGUCUAUAGUCGCCGCACCACCUCCACAGCUACCUCACAUGGCGGCAAUGGUAUCCGAGACUGGUUCGCAUACGGACAGAAGCCUGCGAGCAUCGGAAGCAUAAUCCCUGAAGACACCCGCGGAGAAUAUGCAUCACUGGCAAUGCACGAGAAUUACGCCAACGACGAUGAAAAGCACGAGCAGGACCUGGGUGACCAACGCUUCAACAUCUUCCCCGACCCCGAAGAGCACAACCACGACCAUGAUGAUGAGGCUUCUCAUGGCCUUCCCUUCAACCCACUUAUGCUGAACCCCCCGACUCCACAGCCGAUCCUCAUGGAGAAGCCCGAAGACACCGAUCCAGUGCGACGCAGUGUAUUGGGUGAUAAUUUGAACAUCUCCAAUCAAAAGGCUCAGGUGGUUCCGCAGGGAUCCCUCGACAUGCCAUCACUUAAGACCCGCUAUUAUGGUGAUCUGGAGGAAGAGGGCAAGCCUGGAUUGGAUUUAUCGCGCCAUGUCAGUGCCAAAGAGGAAUUGACCCGCAAGCCAACCAAGCUCUCCAAGCAGCGCAGCAAGAAGAUGUCCGCGUACCAAUCCUUGAAGAAGGAUGACAGCGAUGAUGAGAGCUACUUGAAUACCCGAGGCGCAGUGGAAGGAGACCGCAAGGGCCGUGUUGUCAGCAACUCCGGCACAGACACCGCUCGACCGGGCCUCGUCAGUGGUGUUGGUGCCUCCCUGUCCUCCUACGGGAGCUACAUUGCUGGUCUGGGUGUUGGACGUCGCCGGGAUGUGAGCGGUAAAGUGGCUGAGGAAGGCCGCAGCUUGAACGUCCCCGACGAGGCCCCAAGUCCGAGUCAGAGCCAGAGCCAGAGCCAGAGCCAGAAGCCAGCGUCUACGCGAGCUGCUGGAUGGGCGCGGUUCGCGGGACUGUGA